Messenger RNA from Colletes gigas, 2451 nucleotides. RefSeq names its product PDF receptor (gene Pdfr). Gene Ontology annotation, molecular function: G protein-coupled peptide receptor activity. Gene Ontology annotation, cellular component: plasma membrane. Gene Ontology annotation, biological process: cell surface receptor signaling pathway; adenylate cyclase-modulating G protein-coupled receptor signaling pathway. The record is from RefSeq and is a predicted model, not a curated record. Bases 914 to 2305 code for a protein of 463 amino acids. Lineage: Eukaryota; Metazoa; Arthropoda; Insecta; Hymenoptera; Colletidae. The transcript has 14 exons.
CCGCGCGCACCUUGAUACGGUCGCGUCGUUCCUCUUGGGCAAGGGGGUGCUCGAACUCCGUCGAUCCGUGAUCAUCAAUUACUCGACGCGGGACCAAGUACCAAGUAUCCGGAUGAAAGAAAUCAGGAAUUGUUUUCACCGACGAGAUCCGCUAGAAUUCUCCAGAUGAUCGAAGACUUCCAACGAAGUAAUGUUCAUCGAUUAACCCGGACGCUGAAGAUCUAACAGAAUUUUCCUCAAAUGCACGACGAAGACUUCCACUCUUGUCUUUUGGACAUAUCAAUCUUUCUAAUAUACACCCAUAACAAUGAAAUAUAAAAAAGACAAGAGUAAGAUGAAUUAAUAAUUAUCGAAUAUCUACGUGGUUGAAUAGCCAGAGAACUUCGAAAGAAAAAUAAUUCCAUUUUUCAUCUUGCAUCAUCCGGACGGUGAAAAAUAUUUCUUAUUCGUCGAUGACGCGACGUCGCUUGGUAAACAACGACUAAACAUUGGCUAACGACGAUGAGAACAACGACGAAAUUGUCUUCCCGCGGCGAUAGUUUCGGAAUUGACCCGGAAUAAAAUUUCAAAGGAUAGUCAGCGCCGGUGCGUUCAGCGGCUCAGAACAAAUUCCUCUUGUCCUGUUUCGCCGGGCAGGAAUACGAGAUAAAAAGGUCGACUGGCGCCUGUGGGAGGGAAGGGCGACAGGAAGAAACGGGAGAACGUUCGGUUUUCCAACCGAACACGACUGUAUUCUCUGUUAGAGAGGCGAGAACGAACCGAGGAAUGAGAUAAGAACGCGGAAAAGGGAACGAACGGGCUAUCGGGUCCGAGUCGCGACAGAAACUGGUUUAGCGGGCAAACAGGAUGAAGAACGGGGAUGCGGAGUCGGGAUGCAGUCAAAGGGAGUUGAAAAUGGACAACUAGAGGAAACAUGGACGCGCCUAAUGCCAUUGGCAACGACACUCGGGACUUUUGCAGCGCGAGGUACAAGGAUUUCGCGCCUCCCGAAGGCGAGCUGUGGUGCGAGCCAGCAUGGGAUUCGCUGCUCUGUUGGCCGCCGACCAAAGCAUCCACCACGAUCAAACAGAGAUGCCCCUUCGAGGACGGAUUCGACACGACCAAAUCCGUGGAGAAGAAGUGCGGUUACAACGGUCGCUGGGAGGCCCAGAACGGUACCAGCAACGAGGAUUCGCCUCACGGUUGGGCGAACUACACGACCUGCUUGACACCGGAAAUGCUCCGGUUGCACGGGAAAGUUUACACAAACACCAUCGAGGGCAACAUGAAGAUGGACAUCGCCGAGAGGACGCGAACGCUAGAGUUCGUUGGUUUAAGCAUUUCUUUGGUAGCGCUGCUUGCUUCGCUCGCCAUAUUUUGUCGAUUUAGGUCCUUAAGGAACACCAGGACCAGAAUCCACAAGAAUCUGUUCGUGGCGAUGGUUGUCCAGGUACUCAUACGAUUAAUCGUCUACAUCGACAUCGAGAUCCUCAGGAGGAAGACUUAUGGCAUUCAACGGGGUAUAGGGAACACUCCCGUUCUCUGCGAAGCCAGUUACGCUCUGUUGGAAUACGCCAAAACCGCGAUGUUCAUGUGGAUGUUCAUAGAGGGUCUGUUCCUCCACAAUAUGGUUACAGUGACGGUGUUUCAAGAGACCUCGUACUAUCGGAUGUAUCGAUUCGUCGGCUGGGGAUGUCCCGUCGCGAUGACUCUCGUGUGGGCCACCAUCACGGCCUUCUAUUACCACCCAAAGUCCAGGUUUUCCAGGUGUUGGUCCGGCUACAAUCUGUCUUCCUACUUCUGGAUUCUCGAGGGACCCAGGUUCGCGGUGAUAUUGCUCAAUUUUCUUUUUCUACUGAACAUCGUGAGGGUGCUCGUGGUGAAGCUUCGACAGAGUCACACUAGCGAGAUCGAGCAAGUCCUAAAAGCGGUGAGAGCAGCCGUGGUGCUUCUACCUUUGUUGGGCAUCACCAACAUACUCUUCAUGAUCGAGGCGCCUCUGCACAACGUAAAGAAGUUCGCAUUAUGGUCGUACUCGACGCACUUUUUGCAGUCGUUUCAGGGCCUCUUCAUAGCGACCCUUUAUUGUUUCCUAAACGGCGAGGUCAGGCUAGCUCUGGAUAAAACCAUCUCCGUCUACCUAUCCCUGAGAGGAACCGAUCUGCAAGCCAGGAGGCAGUCGGCCUUCAGUGGCUGUCAGCCCCAACGAAUCGCAUCAGUGAUCGAGAUGGAGGAGGAAGAGAUGAGAUCCAGCGGUUGGAUAAGACUAUGCUGUCGAGGUGGAAACACUCCACCGCCGGACCGACCUGCCGAAACAGCGGUCUGACCACGGAACAUCUCCGGAUCUCUGGGCACCGGACGCGAGCCUCGAGAUUUACCGGAAAUUACGAAAUCCUGGGCUGCGGGCUUCGUCGAAAGAUGGAGAAGUACCUGGAGGACCUGGAGACCAGCCAGGAAAUUCAAACGCCAGGA